Messenger RNA from Saccharomycopsis crataegensis, 2184 nucleotides. It is a transcript of the gene POX1, whose product is annotated as acyl-CoA oxidase. Bases 1 to 2184 code for a protein of 727 amino acids. The transcript has a single exon. Gene Ontology annotation, biological process: lipid homeostasis; fatty acid beta-oxidation using acyl-CoA oxidase. Gene Ontology annotation, cellular component: peroxisome. Gene Ontology annotation, molecular function: acyl-CoA oxidase activity; fatty acid binding; FAD binding. The record is from RefSeq and is a predicted model, not a curated record. Lineage: Eukaryota; Fungi; Ascomycota; Saccharomycetes; Ascoideales; Saccharomycopsidaceae.
AUGUCCAGAGUAGAGAAAAACAAUAUCCCUAGGCCUUACAACCUCAUUGCCAAUGAGCGCGCCAAUAACUCCGACUUCUCGGUCGAUGAGAUGUUCAAGUUCCUCGAAGGCAACUCCGAUCAGCACGCUAACAGCAUCUUGGAAAUAUCUAAGUUAUUGGAACGCGAUUUGGUCUUGAGAAACAAGCCCGGGUAUUACGAAAACACUUCGAAAGACGAAAUUAGACGCACAACCUUCCUCAAGGUCAAACAAUUGGCCCUCUACUGCGAAAGAAUUGUUGCUGAACAAUUGGCAAACGGCGUUCCUUAUGACAAGAUUGAUAUAUCCCAAUACAACAACAUCUUGUUUACUUAUGCAGUUUACGAUCCCCAAACAGUAACCAGAAUUGCCAUCCAUUCCGGGCUUUUCUAUAGCGCCAUCAAGGGUAACGGCACCAAAGCCCAAUUCAAUUAUUGGGCCUUUGAGCGCGAAGGGUUGUACGCAAAAGGGGUUUACGGUUGUUUUGGUAUGACCGAAUUGGCUCACGGCUCUAAUGUCGCUGCAUUGGAGACCACUGCCGAAUAUGAUUUCAAGACCAAAACAUUCACUAUCAACACCCCUCAUAUCGGCGCUACCAAGUGGUGGAUCGGAGGCGCUGCCACCACCGCCAAUCAUUGUUGCGUUUACGCUAGAUUGAUCGUUAAGGGCAAGGACUAUGGGGUGAAGACCUUUAUUGUUCAGCUUAGAGAUGUAGAUCAUCACUUGAUCCCUGGUGUGUCAAUUGGUGACAUUGGCGCCAAGAUGGGCCGUCAAGGUAUCGACAAUGGUUGGAUUCAAUUCACAAAUGUAAAGAUCCCAAAGAAUUUCAUGUUGCAAAAAUACGUCCAGAUUAAUGAUGACGAGGAAGAAGUGAUCAAUUCCCCAAUGGAUCAAUUAGCUUAUGGUGCUUUGUUGGGUGGUAGAGUCGGGAUGGUCAUGGACUCUUAUAGAGUUGGUGCUAAGGUCACGACUAUUGCCUUAAGAUACGCUGUGGGCCGUAGACAAUUCGGUAAAGCGGUUAACAAAGAAACGAAUUUCGCCAGUCCCCAACAAGUUGACAAUUCAUUGAAACUUGAAAAACAAUUGAUUGACUACCCAAACCAUCAAUACCGUUUAAUCCCAUUAUUGGCCACUGCUUAUUGCUUGUCCAGUGCUGCUUAUAGAAUGGUCAGAAACCUUGAUGCAGUGAAUAGUGCGUUGGAAUCCACUCAAUUAUUGAAAAACAAAAAGUUUUUAUUCAAGACCAUUGAAGACCUUAAAGAAGUGUUUGUGAUCAGUGCUGCAGUCAAACCCUCAUCUACAUGGUAUGGUGCUAAAGCCAUUGAUGAAUGUAGACAGGCUUGUGGUGGCCAUGGUUACAGUGCUUAUUCUUCUUUUGGUCAGACUUAUAAUGACUGGGUAGUUCAAUGUACCUGGGAAGGUGACAACAAUGUUUUGAGUAUGAAUUCUGGUCGCUCAAUGACCAAAUACCGUCAAUCGGCUCUUAAAGGUAGACCUGUUCCAUCACAAUUCAAAUUUUUAACAAAAUCUUAUAAGCCAUCAGAUUUUGCGAAGUUGGAUUUCAGUGACAAUGCCAGGCUUUUGGAGUUAUUUGAUUUCAUGGUCAUCCUGAUGAUUGAUGAAGUCGUUGCUCAAUUGAAAAAAUACAACAAGGAUUUUGAUAAAGUUGGUCCACUAAUGCUCAACACCGCAAAGUUUUUCUGCCAGAGGUAUUAUCUCGAAUCAGUCCUUUUAUACUUUGAUGCUACUGAAGCGAAUAGCUCCAUCAAGCCAGCUUUGGUUAAUAUUAUCAAUUUAUUUGCCUUAUAUACUAUCAAGGAAAAUUCCGGUGUCUUUUUGCGUUUUGGCUUGUUGUCACAGUCACAAAUUGCUCUUGUCGAGUCCCGUAUUUUUGAUGAUUUAUUGCCAUUCUUGCGUCACCGUAUUGUGGCCUUGACAGAUGCUUUUAAGUUAAGUGAUUUCUUCAUCAACACCCCAUUGGGUAAUUACGAUGGUGAUAUCUACAACAAGUACUUUGACUUGGUGAAUUCUGUCAACAACAACAAAUCAGACUACGAUGAUUAUGCCUAUCAAGACGAGAUCUUGAAAUUUUUGAAGAGAGGUAGUAUAGAAGAGAGAGAAUAUCAUGAAAAGGAUGCAAAGACAUUGGAGAAAUUGGGCAAGUAG